This is a messenger RNA of Dissoconium aciculare CBS 342.82, 1824 nucleotides long. Its product is annotated as putative siderophore-dependent iron transporter. Gene Ontology annotation, biological process: siderophore transmembrane transport. The record is from RefSeq and is a predicted model, not a curated record. NCBI's taxonomy places the organism in Eukaryota, Fungi, Ascomycota, Dothideomycetes, Mycosphaerellales, Dissoconiaceae. The transcript is spliced from 2 exons. Gene Ontology annotation, molecular function: siderophore-iron transmembrane transporter activity. The coding region runs from base 1 to 1824 and encodes 607 amino acids.
AUGUCCGAGACAAGCUCAGGCUCUGCACAGGCAGGUGUAAAGCGACUAGAGGCCAUUUCAUCGACCUGGUCGAAAUCAUCUCUCUAUGUUGCAUAUCUCGGAAUCGCCCUGCUAGCGUAUGCGACAUCGCUGGAAGGGCAAGUCACCAACAACCUUGCCAUUUAUGCCACCAGCGCAUUCAAAGCACACGCCCUGGUGUCGACAGUGCUCGUCGUUCAAGGCGUGGUCUUGUCGGUAGUGAAGCCGCCUAUGUCAAAGAUUGCCGAUGUCUUUGGUCGAUUCGAGGCCUUCAGCUUAUGCGUUGUGCUCUACAUCAUCGGUUACAUUCAGCAAGCGGCCGCCACUAACGUCAACACUUACGCGACCGCCCAAGUAUUCUACGCAGCUGGCCAGACAGGUUUGCAGAUACUGAUUCAAAUCUUCAUCGCCGACACCAGCGACUUAGUCAAUCGAGCUCUAUGCUCGACGAUUCCGGCCUUGCCUUACCUGGUGAACGUUUGGGUCGGUCCCGCCCUUGCGGACUACGUUCUUGUGCAUCUGAAUUGGAGAUGGGGAUACGGAAUUUGGGCUGUCGUCCUGCCCAUGGCCUUUCUGCCGCUUGCUUUGGCCCUGCUGACGAGCCAGCGCAAGGCGGCCAUGCGUGGCGUCUUGCCUAAAUCACCGUUCGCUGGCGAAUCGUGGGCCGAGAUCCUCCGGACAUUAUGGUACGAACUCGACUUCUUCGGUCUCGUGCUCAUCUCCGUCGCAUUUGCCCUCAUCCUGGUACCUCUCACUUUGGCAUCGAAAGUCGGCUGGACCAACCCGAAUAUUGCUGUGACGUUGGUCAUUGGCACAGUCUGCCUUUUCGCCAUUCCUUUCUGGGAGAGAAGUAAGACGCUCGCGCCACGUGCCUUUUUCCCACGGAGCUUUUGGCGCAACAGGACGUUGCUGGCUGGCCUCGGCUUGUCAUUUUUCUACUUCAUGGCGUUUUAUCUUUCUGUGUAUCCUUACUUCCAAUCUUACCUUUUGGUUGUACAGGACAUGUCGGUGACCCAAGCUGGGCAGACAGUCCAGACAUUUACUUUCACCUCGACCGUCACUUCGGUCAUCAUUUCCUUGGUCAUCCGAUCCACUAAACGAUAUAAAAGAUUUAUGGUGCUUGGAACAUCUCUAUACAUGUUCGGACUCGUACUCAUGAUGUGGUACCGGACACAAGAGUCAUCACGGAGCAUGAUCGUCGCGACGCAGGUCUUCUUGGGAAUUGGUGGCAGCCUUACACACGUGCCAGCGCAACUCGGCGUGCAGGCAUCUGCAAGCCAUUCAGAAGUAGCUGCAGCGACCGCCCUGUUUUUGACGUUCCUCGAGAUAGGCGGCGCUGUUGGAUCGGCCAUUUCGGGAGCAAUUUGGACUGCCAAUAUUCCGAUCAAGCUACGUGAAUACCUCCCAGACGAGACGCGUGAUCAGGCUUCAGAAAUUUUCGGAAACAUCAGCCUUGCGUCGGGCGGAUGGCCUAUGGGAAGUCCAACGCGCAUCGCCAUCAACCAAGCAUAUCAGGAAACCAUGACCAAGAUUCUCUUUGUGGCGGUGUGUGUCUCUUUGCCAUGCAUAUUCCUCGCUUUGUUGAUGAAGGAUUACAAACUCGAUGAAAUUGACCAGGGUGUCAAAGGAGUGGUUAUCGGAGGAGCCAAAGCCAAAGCGAGCGACGACGACGAAGAAGCCGGAGGGGCUUCGCAACCUUUGAUGAGAACAAGCUUGAGCAGAGACGACACUCACGAUGAAGACGAGAGCGCAUAUGACGUGGCUACACCAAGUACACUGUCGGCACAUGCAAAGAAUCGUGCUUGA